This is a messenger RNA of Trichoplusia ni (cabbage looper), 2582 nucleotides long. It is a transcript of the gene klhl10, whose product is annotated as kelch-like protein 10. The record is from RefSeq and is a predicted model, not a curated record. The transcript has 13 exons. The coding region runs from base 251 to 2278 and encodes 675 amino acids. NCBI's taxonomy places the organism in Eukaryota, Metazoa, Arthropoda, Insecta, Lepidoptera, Noctuidae. Gene Ontology annotation, molecular function: protein binding.
CUAUUGUCCAGUAAUGUCAUCUGGAAAAAAAAGGUGUGACAUGAUUGUCAUUCUUAUAUCAUUUUUUUGCUAACCUAAAAUGUUUUAUCAAAUGACUUGAUUCUGCUAUUUUGAGUUAUUUUUUACGGUUAUUUUUAUAAAUUUAUUGAGCUAAAUCUCGAUUGUGUCGUGACACGUCCAUUUUGCACUUAAGAUUUUUUUAAUGUGUGACAAUUUAAUAAUGAUGACUUUGCGUUAAAGUCACACUGAAAUGGAAAACGACCCGAAUAACACAACGGCGGGUCGCGAGACUGGACGGUGCAUGUCGGUGGCGGCGAUGCAGGCGCUGCACCGACUGCGCGAGUGCCGGCUGCUCUGCGACGCGAUAGUGCGCGCGGACGACGGCGCCGCCUUUCCCGUGCACCGAGCCAUACUCUCAGCCUGCAGCCCAUACUUCCUGGCACUAUUUACAACAACACUGCACUCUCGUGAACAAAGUGAUGUGCUGAUAUCGGGCGUGCGCUCCGAGAUCCUGUUGUUGCUGAUCGAGUACGCGUACCUACGCCGUAUCGAGGUCACGGACGCGAAUGUCCAUGAGCUGCUCAUGACCGCCGACUACCUCGCCUUCCUCGGCGUGCUGCAGCUCUGCUGCGACCACCUGAGAGUCUCUCUCAACCCUAAGAACUGUCUCGGUAUUAUGAUGUUUGCGAGAUAUUUUUUAUAUUUCAGACGUGUGUUCUGUUACAAGCUCGAGGCGGACGCUAGACGUUAUUUGUUGCGUUAUUUCGUGACUGUAGCGACACAAAGCGAUGAAUUUCUACAUCUACCUCUCGAGGAACUCAACUCUAUUAUACUAGAAGACGAGCUCAACGUGAAAAGUGAAGAAGUAGUGUGGGAGGCAGUUCUCCGCUGGGUCAACUAUGAUCCAGAUAGUCGCUGGCAGCACACCGUCAAACUGAUGGGCAGCAUACGACUAGGACUACUUGAUACACAAUUUUUCUUAGAGAAUGUAAAGGACCAUCCGUACGUUACCGGCAACGAAGGAUCACGACCGAUAAUCAUAGAAACACUGAAGUUCCUAUACGACUUGGAGAUGAUUGCUCAGAGAGACGGUGAAGUCGCUACCCCGGAGAUUGCUCGGCCAAGAGUUCCACACGAAGUUCUAUUUGCAAUUGGGGGCUGGAGCGGCGGGUCACCGACUGCGUUUAUCGAAACUUAUGACACAAGAGCUGAUCGCUGGAUAAAGGUAGAGGAAGUGGACCCUGCAGGCCCUCGGGCUUACCACGGCACGGCGGUCCUGGGCUACUGCAUAUACGUUAUCGGUGGCUUUGAUGGCAUGGACUAUUUUAACUCGUGCCGCUGCUUUGAUGCGGUCUCCAAGUCUUGGCGUGAGGUGGCACCAAUGAACGCACGUCGUUGUUACGUGUCAGUGGCGGUGCUUGGCGAGACGAUAUACGCGAUGGGUGGCUACGAUGGUCAUCACCGACAGAACACAGCGGAGCGCUUCAACCACCGCACCAAUCAGUGGUCGCUUGUCGCUCCCAUGAACGCGCAACGGUCUGACGCAAGCGCUGCAGCGCUUGAUAAUAAGAUUUACAUAACGGGCGGCUUCAAUGGCCAGGAGUGCAUGAACAGCGUCGAGGUGUACGACCCCGACACCAACCAGUGGACGAACCUCGCGCCGAUGCGCUCGCGCAGGUCCGGCGUUUCCUGCAUCGCCUACCACAACAAGAUUUACGUGAUUGGCGGUUUCAACGGCAUCUCGAGGAUGUGCAGCGGCGAGGUGUACGACCCGGCGGCCAACACGUGGGCUCCCGUGCCCGACAUGUACAACCCUCGCAGCAACUUCGCCAUCGAGGUCAUCGACGACAUGAUCUUCGCUAUCGGAGGCUUCAACGGAGUCACCACCAUCUACCAUGUGGAGUGCUACGACGAGAGGACCAAUGAGUGGUACGAGGCGACAGACAUGAACAUCUACCGGUCAGCGCUAUCAGCAUGCGUCAUCAUGGGCUUGCCGAACGUGUACGACUACAUUCACAAGCACCGCGAGCGGCUCAUGGAGGAGAAGAGACAGAAGAUCCUGCUCUCGGAGACGGCGCGCCACGGACAGCACCGCACGGCACUGCCUGAUAGUAACCGGCCGUGGUUGGUGCAGGUUCACCUGAUGGAAGACAACGACGACAUGCUGGAGCAGCUCGGCCUGAUGGAGAACCAGGCCGCGAACAUAGAUGCGCCCGCGCCGCAGCCGCCGCCGCCACCGCCGCCGCCCCUCCCCCCGCAGCCUAUGGAGCAGGACUAGCGCACUCCAAGGUCUCACUGAAAACUUUUCUGUUAUUCGAAAAGCCUACCCAACGAUAGUAAACUACCUAAUCAAUAAGAUGAAGAAAUAAAAGUCUUAGGAAAAAGUAUAGUGAAGUUAAUAUUAUGUAAAAUUAUUAUGUAACCGUCCUUUAUUUUUAAAAAUAUUUACCUUUAUUAUAGCACUUUUGGCAUAUUUAUAAUGUGAUAUUUUCAUAAUGUGAAUCAUUCCUGUAUUUUUGGAAUAUUUUUGAAAAUUGUAUGAAAUUUUUCAGACAAGUAUAUGAUACUUAAUAAGAAAGAAA